CUCGGAAUGACAGAACACGGAGCAAGUGAUACCGGGCAGCUCUUCCAUUCUGAGGCUUAGCUAUUCCUAAGCGCCAGGCCGGGAAUGAGUUUGCCCAAACUCCGGAUGACAGCUUCCGGUCUGGUAACUCCUGGGCGCGUUCGCGCUGCAGGAAGUCGAGGGAGCGUGGGUUUGGUGAACGCGCCUCCCCCCCUCCCCUCCGCGGGGACCGGAAGCGGAAGCGGCGCGAAGAGUCUGGGGGAACCGGAGACUGAGGGAGAGCGAGGUGUUAACGUGUGAGAUGAUGUUAUCUGUGUGACAAGAAUAUUAUUUGAGCAGUGGAAAUGGUUUAGGUUCCAGACCUUGUGCAAAGCGUGAGCACAGGGACCCAGUUCCUACAUAAAGCCGUGUUCCAGUACAGAGAGGUGGAUUAAAGGACAGAACGUUGCCAGUUUACAGGUGCCGUAAGCAUGCCGAUUUGAUGGUCUCCUUCCCUGCGAGUGACGGUUUGCAGUUUGAGGCCUUCUCCAUGAACUGACCACAAAGCUGCCAUCCUGUGAAUGCCGUGCUGACCACCCUAAAAGGCAACAUGGAGGAGUCUCACUUUAACUCCUCGUAUUUCUGGCCUGCAGUGCCCACAGUCUCUGGACAGACAAUACCACACUCGUAUCCCUCACAGCAGAUUGACAACUCCAUGUUCCUGAACAAAGUCAAGGAGCAGCUGAUCCAGGAGAAAGGAUGCAACCUGAGCUCCCAUUACCCGACGCUCCUGACCGUACCCACCUCCAUGUCUCUGCCCGCGGGGAUCAGUAUGGACACGGACAGCAAGGUGGAGCUGCAUGGUAUCCAGCAUAGCCAAGCGUCUGUCACGCAGAACAUCACUGUGCUACCUGUGCCCACUACUGGGCUUAUGACUGCCAGCCUGGUGAUUACGUCUCCUUCCGGAUCCUUGGUGACCACGCCAUCAUCUUCAUGCCAGACGUUUCCCAUCACUGCCCCAUCCACCAUGAUCGUCUCCACUCUGCCCGGUUCCCAAACUCUGCAAGUGGUGUCGGAUCUCACGAAGGCCAAAAUCUCUGAAUUGGGUGCCACAGGGACUCUCAAAUCUGGCCGGGGGCGGAAGAAGAAGCGUCUCCCAGAACCCACUCUGCCUGAUCUUAAUGACCCCUACGACCUUUCCAAUGAGGAUGAGGAUGACCAUCAAAAGGAUGGGAAGACCUAUCGGUGCCGCAUGUGUUCCAUCACCUUCUUCUCCAAAUCCGAAAUGCAGAUUCAUUCGAAGUCUCACACGGAAGCAAAGCCACACAAGUGCCCGCACUGCUCCAAAUCAUUUGCUAAUAGCUCCUACCUAGCCCAGCACGUGCGCAUACACUCGGGGGCUAAGCCCUACACCUGCACCUACUGUCAGAAAGCCUUCCGCCAGCUCUCUCACCUCCAGCAGCAUACACGGAUCCACCUGAAGGUGCACGGUGCUGUGUCCAAGCCCCACAAGUGCCCGCACUGCUCCAAAACCUUCGCCAACAGCUCCUACCUGUACCAGCACGUGCGCAUCCACUCGGGGGUAAAGCCCUACAACUGCAGCUACUGCCAGAAGGCCUUCCGCCAGCUCUCUCACCUCCAGCAGCAUUCACGGAUCCACACGAAGGUGCAUAGUAUUGUAUCCAAGCCAUACAAGUGCCCGCACUGCUCCAAAACCUUCGCCAACAGCUCCUACCUGCACCAGCACUUGCGCAUCCACUCGGGGGCAAAGCCCUACAACUGCAACUACUGUCAGAAGGCCUUCCGCCAGCUCUCUCACCUCCAGCAGCAUACACGGAUUCACACCGGAGACAGACCCUACAAAUGUGUUCAUCCCGGCUGUGACAAAGCCUUCACCCAGCUUUCCAAUCUGCAGUCUCACCGGAGGCAGCACAAUAAAGACAAACCUUUCAAGUGCCACAAUUGCCACAGAGCGUACACUGACGCAUCUGCCUUGGAGGUCCACCUGUCGACGCAUACUGUCAAGCAUGCAAAAGUGUACACGUGUUCCAUCUGUAGCCGGGCAUAUACUUCGGAGACUUAUCUGAUGAAGCAUAUGAGAAAACACAAUGCUCCUGAACCCCAGCAGCCGCCUCCAACGCAAGUGUUGACUUCACAGGCACAUUUCACCCCAGUCUCUCAGGCCUCUGAUGGGCCUCAGUGCUCCUUUGACAUGAAUCCCUUCAAGACUGAUCAUCACAAAGACUUGUGUCUGACUGUGGCCACCAGCACAAUCCAAGUGGAACACCUUGCCAGCUCCUAGUUAUAUGUUAGGGGACAUUUUGGCCCCUAUGUUAAGAUGAUAGGGGGGGACUUUGGACCAGACCCAUUGUAGGAAGAAGAGAAAGAAUGGGUUCUAGGCUAGCCUCAACUUUUGGGUGGGAUGGGGGUUAAAAAGGACAACAAAACACAGCCCGAUAUUAUAGGGGGAGGGCGCUACUUUGAGGAAGCCUUAAUUUGAGGGAAGAUGAAUUAAACAUUACGCUUACCCCAGCUGUGAUGUGUAGUGGGGUGCAAGCUGUUGCAGUUUAUGGGCAGAAUGAGAAAACUUGUUCUAAAGAGCAGUUGGUGGAAAUUGAGCUUGUGGAGUUGCUUUAAUGCCACCCUAACACCAGAGGGCAGUGGCUGUGCUCCGUACGUGGGCAUCACGGUGAGGCAGCAGUGGCACCUCGCUGAGUGUGAAGUUAGUAGCCAGUCAUUGCUUACCAUGCUUUGGUGAACAUCCAGGACACCCAAACUUGGCAAGACCCUCACUGGGGGGCGAGUUCCGGGCUUCCCCGGUGUAACAAAGCUGCCAUUGUAACCUUUCCCCGGAGUGGAGGCAGUAGCCCUGUUAACACUUCAGUUGCCUCGUGCUUUCAUGUAACCACCAUGGAACGUGUAAACCCCUCAACACAGGACAUUGGCAGACUCUCCCAGUCGGACUAAAGGAGAGAAGAAAAUUUGGGCUUCUUGGACUUAACUAUUUUAUACCCUGAGAAUUAAAUGGGGACCGGGGGGGGUUACACUUUGUAUUAUGUAUUAUUAUGUUAUCCUUAUUUGGUUCCAAUUCUUCCUCCAUUGACGAGCCCUACCUGGAAGCGCCCAUUGCAGAAGGGUCCGGGGGGAGCUAGUUUUAAGGACUGACGCUACGGAUCUCUAGCGAGGGAGGAGUUCAUGGAUUUACGCUCUGCAUUAAAAAUUUAUAUUAGAUAGUUCUGCUAAUCUGCCAGGCAACGAGCGUGCAGCCUGUAUCCUGGAUAUAAUUAUGUAUAAAUAUAUACAGAACAAAGUGUAUUUAACUGCUGUCGUCCACUUACUGCUAUUGCACAUUUGCCUCAUUUGUGCAGACGUGUAGGGAAGCGAUUCAUUGGCACCCCUUUCCUAUCCUGCAUUAUCGACCCCCCCCAACCCCAGUCUGUGCUAUUGGAUUCUAUAUGCACCAAUCCGGAGCCUGCUCUCAUCUGUAUACAGGAAACCAUAUUUAGGGUACAAAACUGGUGUCAUGUAAUAUGCAUUGGGCACACACGUGAUCUGUCAUAUUACAUGUCUGCAGGGGGAGGGGACACUCACGCCUCACACACGUCUCAAUAAUCCGUAUAAGGAGCAGUUAAAAAGUUCAUUUUGCCCCCAGGUAAGGAAUGAAAACUUACACACGCGCAUAUCUGUUGAAAGGGUCGUUUUCAUUAGUGAUUUCCUAAAAUGUAUAGUUUGCCUUUUUUUGAAAAAAUAAAUUUUAACCCUUUUUUAUAUGAGCUAUACAGAU
Molecule: messenger RNA, 3742 nt
Organism: Xenopus tropicalis (tropical clawed frog)
Lineage: Eukaryota; Metazoa; Chordata; Amphibia; Anura; Pipidae
Gene: znf384
Product: zinc finger protein 384
Exons: 12
Coding region: 569-2260 (563 amino acids)
Cellular component (GO): nucleus
Molecular function (GO): sequence-specific double-stranded DNA binding
Source: RefSeq, a predicted model, not a curated record